GCUCGCCCCUGUGCGCUGGUGUCUUCUGAUGCCUUCGGUCCGGGCUUCCCCGUCAUGGCUCUGAUCUCCUUUGCCGUCCCCUCAACACCCUGCCUGGGACACGCAGCCUCUCCCUCGGAAGCAGGGAUGCUCGCUUUCCUGCUGGCAGGCUGUGCCAGCCACGUGCUGUCACCUCGGAGUGUUUUCCAGCCGCGUGUCCCUGCCUCGCUGGGUCAUUGAGCUCUCCGUAGUCUGUGAAACCCCCCCUGCUUCAGCGGGAUCCUUCGUCUCGGCUGACUCUUUGGCUUCCUGGUCUUUGCCCACCCUGUUCCUCGACCACAUCUGUUCAGACCUUGCUCUUGACAAAUCUUGCCCCCUCGGAGGCUUCGAGAAGAGCAGCCAGCGUCGCGUGGAGGUGCAGCAGAGCUUGUCCCUGUUCGGGAGGAUACGGGCUGCGGCAGGAUCGGCUCGGGAGCCAUGGGCCGUCGGCUCCUCCGCGGUGUCUCUGGAGCUGCAGUCGUCCUUGCCAGCGUGGCCCUCCUCUCCAUGCGGCACCGUGGGGCUCGGGAAGCGGCAAAGUACCCAGGGAUCGGGGAGGGGAUGUUGGAGAAGCCAGAGCGACAGAGCCGAGGGGGCCCAGAGGGAGCUGGUGGCAGGGAGCAGAAGGACCUCAGAGUCCAUCCUCCGGAGGGAUACAGGAGCGAGGGAAGCCUGACGCUUGGGGACAUUUUCAUAGCUGUGAAGACAACCAAGAGGUUUCACCAGAGCAGGAUGGAGCUGCUCCUGGACACGUGGAUAUCCCAGGCCAGUGAGCAGACCUACAUCUUCACUGAUGAAGAAGAUGAUGCCUUGAAAAGGAGAUUGGGUGGCCAUGUGAUCUUCACCAACUGCUCUGCCGAGCACAGCCACCUGGCCCUGUCCUGCAAGAUGGCUGCAGAGUUCGAUGCCUUCCUGGCCAGCGGCCUGAGCUGGUUUUGCCACUUGGAUGAUGACAACUACCUGAACCCUGUUGCACUCCUGAAGCUCUUGUCCUCCUAUGCGGAGACACAGGAUGUUUACCUGGGCAAACCCAGCCUGAACCGACCCAUCUGGGCCUCUGAAACGCUGCCAAACAACCAGACGAAAUCCGUGCGCUUCUGGUUUGCCACGGGAGGGGCUGGGUUCUGCAUCAGCCACAAGCUGGCAAGGAAGAUGGUGCCCUGGGCCAGUGGCAGGAACUUCCUGAGCACUUCGGAGCUCAUCCGCCUGCCGGAUGACUGCACUGUGGGUUACAUCAUUGAGUGCAAAGUCGGUGCGCAGCUGAUUCCCAAUGCACUCUUCCAUUCCCACCUGGAGAACCUGCAGCUCAUCCCCACCUCUCAGCUCAUGCAGCAGGUCACCCUCAGCUAUGGAGUGUUUGAGAACAAACUCAAUGUCAUUGAGCUCAGCGGCCCCUUCUCGCCCCAGGAGGAUCCUUCAAGGUUUCGAUCCCUCCACUGCCACCUCUAUCCCAACACCUCCUGGUGCCUGCAGGCUGUUGGCUGGUGAUGCCUG
Molecule: messenger RNA, 1512 nt
Organism: Agelaius phoeniceus (red-winged blackbird)
Lineage: Eukaryota; Metazoa; Chordata; Aves; Passeriformes; Icteridae
Gene: MFNG
Product: MFNG O-fucosylpeptide 3-beta-N-acetylglucosaminyltransferase
Cellular component (GO): membrane
Molecular function (GO): glycosyltransferase activity
Source: RefSeq, a predicted model, not a curated record